Molecule: messenger RNA, 3380 nt
Organism: Cyprinodon tularosa
Lineage: Eukaryota; Metazoa; Chordata; Actinopteri; Cyprinodontiformes; Cyprinodontidae
Exons: 11
Coding region: 206-3268 (1020 amino acids)
Source: RefSeq, a predicted model, not a curated record
AAACUUCUUGCACCAAUCGGGAGUUUCGUUCGCUCCAACCGCAGUACGGAUUUUUCUGCAACACCAGGACUACGCCACACAUUUCAUAUUUCUACAAACUCCAUUAUAAGACAUCAACAGUGUGGAUUUUCAUCCCGGUGCUCAGGCAGGUCCUGCUGGUGCCCUGCUUCAGAGCGAGCGGUCAAAUCAGGAGUGUUUGGAGGCCAUGGCUGAACAUGGAGCCCACGCUCAGCUUCCAGAACCAGCUGAAAUGCUGCCUCAAACCUGGAGGGCAGCGCUUAAGGCAGAGCAGCAGGAGUGGAUCAGCCAGACGCUGUUCAUCAGGGACCACCUGGGGAGGCCUCGCCUCACUACAGACCUCAACCUGUGGUGGUUCCCUCCACAGCCCCAACCGGUCUACCACCAGCCUCCCGCAUCCCCUGAGCCCUUCUUUGCAUGUCGGCUGUUCCUGUGGAUGCCCCACAGGAUCUGGCGUCUGCAGCUGACGUGCCCCCAGCCUUCGUGCACCGGGUCCAUGGCGAAGGCUGGGCUCUACAGGACCAUCCGGAGGGUCCUGGACAUUGACGGCUGGUACCUCAUGGCCACCGAGUACCUGGAGUGCCGUCAAUGUAAAAAGAAGGUCGCGGGAUGGUCACAGGGCAUCAUCAGGCAGCUGUCCCCCACCUACAGCUGCCAGUUUCCUGCUGUGCUCACUUACAAGCUGUCUUGUGACUUGAGGGUGGUUGGACAGCUGAGCUCUGGUCCUCUGGGCAACAGUGCGAAGCAGCUCUACAACAACCUGAGGGAGCUGCACUCAGAUUCCUGGAUGCGUAGAUCCUCACACUACCUCGGUGUGUGCGAGCAGUUCUUUUGCUCUGUCUCGGGGGCGUUUGCACCACCACCGCCCAUGCCACCUGUACCGUCUCCAGCCUGCCUUCUGACGGUCUACGGCUACGACAUGGUUAUGCGACUGGAAGAGUACAAGGCGCUGAUCACUUCCACCUUUGGAACCAUUUUGAAGAUAUAUUCCAGCAAAGAGGUGUCAAAGAAGCUCGCCAGUGCCACCUCCAAUGCAGACACCUGGAUCACCAGCGUAGGUAACGAGCAUGGCCAGGUCCUCAUGAGCGUCCUCACCUGCUCUGAGGGGUCCGAGGGCCUGAGCACCAUGGCAGCUGGAUUGAUGAGGCGGUACCGACUCGCUGACAAACCUCCACCACUUGUGGUCUACGUCGACCGGGACUGCUGCAGCAGAGACGGCGUGUCAAAGACAGCUGCCUUGUUUCAUGAAUGGGGGAACCUCGUGGUCCGUCUGGACAUCUGGCACUACAUGCGAUGUAUCGCAGGUGGUGUCACGACAGAGAGCCAUGAGCUAUACCCCACCUUCAUGAGGCAGCUGUCUCGCUGCAUCUUCGAUGUGGACCCUGAAGAUGCCCGCCGUCUCAAAGAGGCCAAGCGAUCGGAGCUGGGGAGGGAGCACGGGAUGUUCAACCUGAGCGACGCAGAGGUCAUCCAGAGGAUCUCCAAGGAGGAGUGGAGGCUGCACUGUCGCCACAGGACGCGUGGGGCAGAGCAAACAGCCCUCCUCAUCCAGAACCUCCUGGACACCUUCCGCGGUCCUGCAGGGAGAAACACCCUGAACAUCCCGCUGCUGGACGAUCUCCGCAUCCAGGACAUCUGGAAGACGCAGAUGCGCCACCUCAGCUGCAUCCAGGACCCGCCCGGCGUGCAGCUUUACACCCAGACUAGGACAACAACUAAGGGCGGAGUCAGCCUCCCCGUGUAUCGCUGCACCAGGGGUUCCAGCUCCCUUCAGUUCUUCCACCUCCACCUGAACCGCUUCAUCCCAGGGACAUCUGUCAGAGCCAGAUACUCUCAGGCGUUUCUAGUGGAUGGAGUGGUGAGGUGGAACGAAGCCCAUGCAGCUAGAGGAAAGAAGUCUCUGCGUUCCUACAGCAGCCACCUCAGACACGCCCUCAACCAGAAGAGUCACAGGCUGCUUGGAUACCCGCUGGUUGAGGAUGACACCCAGCCUGCGUCAUAUACAGGAGAGCUCAUCGGGCUGGAGUACCUGGUUCAGCAGACAGGAGCUGUGUUGGAGGACGUCAGCCUGGAUCCUGACACUCCAGAUGAAGAACCUGCCUUUUUCACCAUGGAUGAUGUGGAUGAGGGGACAGAGGAGGAUGAUGAGGACCCCACCUUCUUCCCACCAGAUCCUUCUUUAUUAUUGGCAGCAUCUCAAACAGGAUCUGAUGAACCUAGGUCUCGGUCUCCCCUCGACUCUGCCAAAGGAUCUGGAAGCCAGGCUCCUCCUCGAGAGCCACCGUCAGACAUUGAGGAAGAGGUCAUAGGUCCCGAUGGUCAGCCAGGAUACCAGCACGUCCUGAACCUGGCUAAGGCCCUGGUGGAGGCCAGAAGCCUGAACGGGCUCAGUGAUUCCAAGGUGGACAUGCUAAUCUCACUCUGGCAGCGUCUUCCAGACGCAGACAAGCAGAGGCAGGUGGAAGGAAAGACCACCACCUGGCCAAGCAGAGAGCCUCCAGCAGUCAGCUGUUCAAUGAAAGUGAACAGGACCCAGCCAAACAGGCCUGAAUCCAGCCGCCUGGUGGAGGCCAUCUGCAGCCAGCUUUGUCGUGUGCAUCCCUCAGCCACGCGGGUCAAGGGGAUCUUAAGGACCCGCUGGUCCCUCAUCCUUGCAGACUAUGUGUCGAUAAGGGAGAUGGUGCUGGGGAGCCCAAGGCUGAUGGCAGAAACCACCAUCCAGCUGUUCCCAUUGAAUCAGAGGAAUAUUUCCAAGUGGUUCAUUGGUCGGCAGAAGAGGUGGGCCAGGCCUGUUCUGAAGCCAAGACCAGCAGUGGUCUCUCCCCCAGCUGCUAUCCAACAGGCCCAGCUCCCUGAAGAGGAGGUGCUCUUAGUGCUGGUGGGGCAUGGACAGCCCUAUAUUAGCGACGUCUCUGAUGUGGAGCCAGGCCCGUCCAGCAGGGGUCUCCCUACUCUUCAACCAAUACCACACCAGGUGCAGCUGCCUGCUACCUUACACCUGAGCGACAAUAUUCAGCCGCUGCCUGGUCUUCCAGUCGUUCCCAGAUCAACAGCCUACAGGAAGAGGAAGGCAGCACCAGGUGGUCACUUACCAAUGAGGAAUAAGCAAUAUAUUUGCAAGAAGUGUGGGCAGCCUAAAAGACUGGACACUGGACACUCGAGGAUCAGGGGGGUGUCCUACUGUGCUGCCUUUGAGGGUCAGGCUGUGGAGGAGUGGAUGAAGAAAAUGAAUGACAAAGGAGGGAUGUAAGAACUGCUCUGUAAUUUUUGGAUAAUUUGAUCAGUAAAAACGUGUUUUUAAAGUCAUUGAUUGGAACUGAAAGCAUUUGAAUGGAACAUCUGAUGAAUAAAAGUUUCCUUUU